GAACGAAGGCUCCAUCGCCAUAAAACAGAGGAGGAAGGUAAAGAGUUAACCAGAAUUUGGACAUGGCGAGUACUGUCGAUGCCGUAGGAGAGCCGAUCCCCACUUCAUCCGUACUUAUGUUGGCUUCCAAGCACAUAGCAACAAAAUGCAGAAUGGAGAACAUGGCGUUCAUCAAUUGCAAAAAGAAAGAUGCCAACCCGGAGAAAUGCCUAGAUAAGGGCCAGGAGGUUACUCGUUGCGUUCUAAGCCUGUUAAAGGAUCUUCAUCAAAGUUGUACAAAAGAGAUGGAUGCUUAUGCUGGUUGCAUGUAUUACCACACCAAUGAGUUUGAAUUAUGCCGCAAGGAACAAGAAGAAUUUGAGAAAGCCUGCCCAUGGAAUUAGUAGUGGUGUAUCCACACAAUGUUUGAAUAAUUGGGGACAGAGUAUUAAAAACAAACAUGUUGAUGUUCUUUUUCUAUUAAAAACUGCUAUUUUUGCAGAUGAAAUGCUUUUCUUCAUAGAGUUCUGGUUCUUCUUGGGACAUGGUUAGCAGCCAGUGGUCAGCAUUAUGAUUGUACUUAUGUUGUAGCCACUGUUGUAGGAAUUGAUAAUUUCCAAAUUUUGUUUUGGAAGAUUUAUUUGCAUCAA
Messenger RNA from Telopea speciosissima, 629 nucleotides. RefSeq names its product NADH dehydrogenase [ubiquinone] 1 alpha subcomplex subunit 8-B-like. Gene Ontology annotation, biological process: mitochondrial electron transport, NADH to ubiquinone. The coding region runs from base 63 to 383 and encodes 106 amino acids. NCBI's taxonomy places the organism in Eukaryota, Viridiplantae, Streptophyta, Magnoliopsida, Proteales, Proteaceae. The record is from RefSeq and is a predicted model, not a curated record. The transcript has 3 exons.